Staurois parvus is the source of this 489-nucleotide messenger RNA. The record is from the annotation of a GenBank genome assembly. Lineage: Eukaryota; Metazoa; Chordata; Amphibia; Anura; Ranidae.
AUGCGCGAGUACAAGCUCGUGGUUCUUGGUUCUGGAGGUGUUGGGAAGUCUGCUCUGACAGUGCAGUUUGUUCAGGGAAUUUUUGUAGAAAAAUAUGAUCCCACUAUAGAGGAUUCAUACAGAAAGCAAGUGGAAGUAGAAGGGCAGCAGUGCAUGCUUGAAAUUCUUGAUACUGCUGGAACAGAGCAAUUCACCGCAAUGAGAGACUUGUAUAUGAAGAAUGGUCAGGGAUUUGCACUAGUAUACUCUAUCACUGCACAGUCAACAUUUAAUGACUUGCAAGACUUGAGGGAACAGAUUUUACGAGUAAAAGACACGGAAGAUGUUCCCAUGAUUUUAGUGGGCAAUAAGUGCGAUUUGGAAGAUGAGCGGGUAGUUGGCAAAGAACAGGGACAAAACCUAGCCAGACAAUGGAACAAUUGUGCCUUUUUAGAAUCUUCUGCUAAGUCUAAGAUCAAUGUAAAUGAGGUUAGUAGUGAUUUGAUAUGA